Messenger RNA from Oreochromis niloticus (Nile tilapia), 6582 nucleotides. It is a transcript of the gene brd4, whose product is annotated as bromodomain containing 4. The record is from RefSeq and is a predicted model, not a curated record. Gene Ontology annotation, biological process: chromatin remodeling; regulation of DNA-templated transcription. Gene Ontology annotation, cellular component: chromatin; nucleus. NCBI's taxonomy places the organism in Eukaryota, Metazoa, Chordata, Actinopteri, Cichliformes, Cichlidae.
UUUUUUACUGUUGAGUAACUGCAUGCUGGUCUGCCUGUGUUAGAGAGGGUGAGAGCGGGACCUGGGCGAAAAAAGUGUUUCUUCUGGAUCUUAUCAGAGCUCAGUCCUCUCUUUCACCUUCCCCUCUCAGUUUUGUAUAUAUCUUGAUUGCUGUUUGUGACUAUUUAAGUUGGGGAGGCCCUGGAGAGGACACACAAUGGAGCGAAGAGCCUCUGGCAACUGGGCUGUUGUACUGUUGAGAGGGGGAUGGUGUAGAGAGAGGACCGGUUCACACAGCUAACACAGCCUGCCGGCUGUAGGUUUCCAGCAGCCUGUCCUCCCGCCUGGACCUACUCUUUCCUGGCUGGGGCCUCUUUUUCCUGGAACAGCCACUCUCAAACUCUACUUGGACUACGCUACGGAUUACUCACCGUGUUCUGUGGGAUUUUAGGAUACAUACUGGAGCCUGAAGAAUAAAUCUAUUAUGUUUUUUGGAUUGAACAAAGGGAAAAACUAACUUCUCUGUAAUUCUUCUGUGCCCUGUUUUGGUUUUUGCUUUCUCUUUCUGUUUAGAGGAGUUCGUAAAUGGAUUACAAGAUGCAUGCCAAAUCAAACGAUUUACUGGAUUUCCAAAUACUGGAUACACUUCUGGAAAAAAUUGCGCAUUCAGUCUCUGUUAAAAGAGAGUCCAGUGAGGAGUGCAAUGGGAUCAGCAGUGCUCUGUCAGUGGAGUCUGUGCCGGGGCCAAGAUUAAACUGGUGUCCUGCCAACACCACUACCUCUACCCCUGCCCCUGCUUCAGCUCCGGGGCCCGAGCCCAGGUCCUGCCUUAUCAGAAUGGGUGACGGCCUGGACACAGCGCAGAUGUCGGGCGGCAGCAGCAGCCAGGGGCAGGUUCAGCAAACGUGUAACCCCCCACCCCCAGAAUACAUCAAUCCUAACAGGCCAAAGCGCCAGACCAAUCAGCUACAGUACCUGCUAAAAGUGGUGGUGAAAACCCUGUGGAAGCACCAGUUUGCCUGGCCUUUUCAUGCACCAGUGGAUGCAGUCAAACUCAACCUGCCUGACUACUACAAAAUAAUCAAAACCCCUAUGGACAUGGGAACAAUCAAGAAAAGGCUUGAGAACAGUUACUACUGGAAUGCCCAAGAAUGUAUCCAAGACUUCAACACGAUGUUUACCAAUUGCUACAUAUACAACAAGCCUGGCGAUGAUAUAGUGUUAAUGGCUGAGGCUCUAGAGAAGGUUUUCCUUCAGAAAGUUACAGAAAUGCCACAGGAAGAAACUGAGAUUGUUGUCAUGACAGGAAAGGGACGUGGCCGAGGCCGGAGAGAGGGAGGUCUAAACUUGAAACCUGGGGCCAUUAUGGAUCCUUUGUCCACAACUCCUCAAACACGCGGCCUAUCAGCCCUCCCAACAGGGCUCCAAACUCGAGGACCAGUACAGGGUCCGCCUUCACUACCUCCCCAGCCUUUGAUGCAGGCCCUCCCAGGCCAUGUGCCCCCAGCGUUAUCCAGCCAUGCACCACAGCUCGGAGCGCCAUACUCCCUGGGUCAGCCAGACUGCCCACCUCAAGUUCCUGUAAUGACUUCUGUGCCUCCCCCUUCCCAGACCUCUCUUCCCCCAGCAACAAUCCAGAGCACUGCCCCCAUGCUGCAGACCUCCAUGACCAUGACCAAACCAAGAAAGAGCCAAAAAAGGAAAGCAGACACUACAACGCCUACUGCAAAUGACCAGCUGAGUGAGUCAUCGCCAGCAGAAUCUAAGUCUGGGAAGACACUACCCAGGCGAGAGAGUGCACGGCCUACAAAGAUUAAAAAGGACGCUCCAGACUCUCAGCAUCACAUAGGCUUGGGAAUGGGACUAAGCGGACCGAGUGGAGGUCAUAGCCCCAAACCACAGGACCAGCUGGGGUAUUGCGCCAGUCUGGUUAGAGAGAUGCUGUCCAAGAAACAUGCUGCUUAUGCCUGGCCAUUCUACAAACCAGUUGAUGUGGAUGCACUGGGACUACAUGAUUAUCAUGAUAUCAUCAAACAUCCAAUGGACCUCAGCACCAUUAAGGCCAAGCUGGAGAACAGGCAAUACCGGGAUCCCCAGGAGUUUGCUGCUGAUGUGCGAUUAAUGUUUUCCAACUGCUACAAAUAUAAUCCUCCAGACCAUGAGGUGGUAGCCAUGGCUCGCAAACUACAGGAUGUCUUUGAAAUGCGCUUUGCCAAGAUGCCAGAUGAACCAGAGAGCAAGCCUUUAGUUUCUGCCCCAGCUCCUGCACUUCAUCACCCUGCCCCUGUUAAGCCUCAGCCUCCUCUGGCCCACGUCGCCUCAUCUUCGGACAGCUCCAGUGACUCGUCCUCUGAGUCUGAGUCUUCCACUGAUGACUCUGAAGAGGAAAGAGCCCAGAGGUUGGCAGAGUUACAGGAACAGUUGAAGGCUGUCCACGAGCAGCUGGCUGCCCUCUCCCAACCACAAGCCAGCAAACCAAAGAGAAAAGAAAAGGAAAAGAAAGAGAAGAAAAAGGAUAAGCAUAAGAGGAAAGGAAGCAUGCCUGUCGAUGAGAUCCAGGAUGCUACACCUCUUUCGCAGCCGUCUAAGAAGAAUAAGACCAGUAACAAUAACAACAAAGAGAUUGUUCCCAAGAAGAAACCCAGCAAAAAGGAGAUGAUGAAAGCUGCCAGCUUGCAGCCUGUUCCUAGUCUGGAAGAUGACCCGGGAGCCACUGGGUCAUCAGUUACAGGGGAAAAGUGCAAACCUAUGACAUAUGAGGAGAAGAGGCAGCUAAGCCUGGACAUCAACAAGCUUCCUGGUGACAAGCUUGGCCGUGUAGUACACAUUAUCCAGUCCAGAGAGCCCUCACUCAAAAAUUCAAACCCUGAUGAGAUUGAGAUUGACUUUGAAACGCUAAAGCCUUCCACUCUGCGUGAACUAGAGAGAUAUGUGUCUUCCUGCCUCCGCAAGAAGAAAAGGGUUUCAGUUGAUAAGACUAUGGAGUCCAUGGCUACCUCUAAAAAGACUGGAUCUUCUUCAGACAGCAGUGGCUCCAGCUCAGACAGUGAAAUGGAGGGGCCAGGAACGAUAAAACAGCCGAAAAAGAAGAACCAUGCUGUAAAGGAGGGGAAGGGGAAGACACAUUCUCAUAUUCAGACUGUACCCGCUCAGGCUACACAUCAGUCUCAAGCUGCAGGCCUUCAGUCCAGCAGUCAGAUGAAGCAACAGCAGCACCAUCACCACCACCAGCCAUCUCCUGCGGGCUUCAUGGUGCCCCCUGUUGCUCCUCUGGAGUCUUCUCAGUUAUUGGAGACGAGCUUUGACUCCCUGCCACCUUUUGGUCAGUCCAUCAUGCACUUGCCCCACCACACAGGCAAUUCCUCCUCCUCACCUGCACCUUCUCACCUCAACACUCAUUCUGCUGGGCCAGUGUCCCCUGAGACACAUCCUUUCCUCAACCAGCAUUCCGUCCUCCCAUCUCCAGCCUUACACAGUUCCAUGCCUCAGCAGCCUUCUCGGCCCAGUCACAAGGCAGCCCCUCUGCAUCCCAAACCCCCUCAGCAACCAGCGCCACCUCAGCAGCCGCAGCAGCAACAACAGCAGCAGCCACCUCUGCAGCAACAGCCACCUCUGCAGCAGCAGCUCCAGCCUCAGCCUCAGCCCCAGCCAACAGCACCACCACCGCCACAACAGCACCAACUCCCUCAGAUUCUUCACUCUACUCAGCCUCUGCACCAGCGGCCUAUAUCCCCCCCAACACUCACACCCCAAGGCUUGUUGUCUUCUCAGCCACCCCAGAUGCUGCUGGAGGAUGAUGAAGAGCCAGUGUCUACAACACCAAUUAACCAGUUAUUCCUACCCCAGUUUCAGCAACCGCGUCAGACCCAGCAGGCUCGUCAGCAGCAGCAACAACCAGUACAGACUUCGCUCCUGCAGUCUGUUCAGACACAAUCUCAGCUUUCGUCUCAGACUACCUUGGCUCCUGCCCAGCACCCUGUUCAGUCCCAGGCUCAGUCAGCCCCGUCACAUCAGACGCUGUCCCAACAGAUGCCUUUACACCAGGCCCGCCACAUGCAACAUACUCAGCAGCAACAACAGCAACCACAACAGCAGCAAGUGAACUACCAACAUUGUCCUAUACUCCCUCCUCAGUCCCAGGGAACACAACACAAAGCGUCCAUGCCCACCAAUAAAACACAACAGAUCAUCCAACAGCAGCAGCAAGAGCAGCCCUCCCCUCGCCCGACCAAACCUGACCCUUAUAACACAGGUCAUAUGAGAGACAACCCAUCACCUCUCAUGAUGAAUUCUCCCCAACUUCCCCAGUAUCCACCUGUGUCUCACCAGUCUCCGCCUCACAACAUGCAGCCUAAAAAGCAAAGGGCACCUGGGACCCAAGGUGUGUUAAAAGAGGAGAAACUUCCUCCAUCACCAGUGAUGAGAGGGGAGCCAUUCAAUCCUGCAAUGAGACCAGAUCAUCAUAAACAUCCUGAGAGCAAGCCUUGUCAACCAAGCCACAGCCAACAGAAUGUGAAGUCCAUGGAAGGCUCGCGACCUGUCAUCCGCUCCUCUGAGCCCAGUGGGCCACCCACCUCUUUGCAAGAUAAGGAGAAGUUCAAGCAGGAGUCCAAGACUCCUUCUGCCCCCAAAAAGGAUGUGAAACUGAAGAAUAUGGGCUCGUGGGCCAGUUUGGCACAAAAAUCCACGUCUACGCCCUUAUCGGCAGUGAAAUCCUCGAGUGACAGUUUUGAACAAUUCCGUCGUGCUGCUCGGGAGAAAGAGGAGAGGGAGAAGGCCCUGAAGGCCCAAGCUGAGCAGGCAGAAAAAGACAGGCUACGCAGAGAGCAAGACAAACUACGAGGUCGGGAUGAAGAGGAGGUCAUGGAGCAAAGCAGAAGGAUGCACGAUGAGCCUCGCAGACGUCUUGAGCAGCCACACAUUCAAGCCCCUUCACAACAACAUCAGCAGCAACAACAACAGCAGCAACAGCAGUCGGUGCAGCAGGAGUCCCAGCCUGCCGCCAUUCAGCAGCCUCCUCAACCUCCCACACCACCUCAGCUCACCACACAGAACCAGUUAGACCAAGAGAGAGAGAGGGCACGCCUCCGAGAGCAAGAGAGAAGGAGGCGAGAAGCGAUGGCAGCGACUAUUGACAUGAAUUUCCAAAGUGACUUAAUGGCUAUCUUUGAGGAGAACCUGUUUUGAGAAGAAGAGCAACUGAAACAAAACUGCAAAAAAGAAAGAAAAAAGAAAGAAAGGGAGAAAAAAGAUGUAAACCUCCUCUAAAGUAAGAAUGUGGAGAUCAUGCACCAGAGAGGGACACGGACUGUACGUAUACGUGAUGGGCCCUGUUGAGACUGAGUACAAACACUGGACGGGCGGUCACAGCUUGGUUUGCCCAUGUUGACUAAACACACAAACAUCACACGGGGACGAGUCGCUUAGUUUUGGAUGUCAUUUUCCUGGAUAUUCAGCAUUACCUGGCUGAUAUCGCGUAACAGGAAAAAAGCGGACCCCUGAUGGCAGCGCUGCCUUUUUCACACUUGGUUUUUACAGUGUGUGUGUGUGUGUGUGUGUGUGUCUGUGGGUACAACGGUAACCACAAGCGUGAAGACAUCCCACUGAUAACGUUCAGACAGACUGCAGAGACACUGAGAGAACUGCCAGAUGUCUGAGUUGGUGAAGAAGACUGAUCUUUUUGUGUUCUGUUUUGUUUCUUGUAAGUGAAAAUAUUACUUUUUUGUUUUGUUUUGUUUUUUUUUGGGGGGGGGGCUACUUCCAUACUGUAAAUCAUGUAUAUUUCUCAGCAGAGAAGGUACAGUUUGCCUUACACCUCUUUUUCCUAAACUGACCAUUAUCUUCUGUGGCCUGCACAAACGGACAAACAUUUGCAGACAAGGCGAGGAGCAGUGCAGACCUUUUUUCAUUAUCUAGUAUCUACUGUAAAGAAGUAUUUUCUUAUACUACAAUAACUGUUUAUUUUGAAUCUCUUUUCUUUCUUUUUUCCUUCCUCUUUGAAUCUUCUCACCAACACACUCCGCCAGCUACUUCUAUGCCAAACAACCCCUGAUAUCUUUUAUGCUAAAUUACUUGUCCUAAAACAUUUGGUAGCUAGUUAAAAAAAAAAAAACCUUAAAAAAAAUACCCUCAAUAUAUGCAUUAUCAUAGUUUCAACAAGUAUUUAUCAAAUACAGAGUCAGUCAAGUUUUUUCCAUCUUGCCUUUUAUUUAAAGCUACAGUAGGAAAUCGGUAGCAGAAGAGGGAGAGAGUCCGGUCGUUUCUAAGCUUUAGUUCUGAGUUUUCACUACAAAUGUCGCACCAUCGUUUGUAUUACACUUUUAGACACACUGUUGGAGAAGUUUUUUCUGAGUGGCCGGUUCACAACAGUCACUACUGGAUCAGUCAAGCUCCCUAUUGUUCCCUCUGAUGAAAGUGGGACAAUCAGGGGAAUUAGACAAACAUCUUUCUGUAGCUGUUACUUGAAUCAGGUUAGUAAAGUAGUAGACUGGAGAGAGCUCCCUGUUAGAUUUUUCACAUCGAAUCGUCUUCUAGUUCACCGAGGGCACAGUGUCGACAGUAUAAACUAAAAAGAAACAAUUACAGAAGUCAAGAAACGGAAAA